CGGCUCCAUUUGUGUGCAUUUGAUUGGAAAAAGUAUACUACAUGAUUUGUCACAUGUGGCUCUCCGUAGUCUCACGCUUAGGGGGAGGAGAGGCGCAAAGGCAAAGAGGUCAAGAGGAGGGGAGCACGAACCACGUGUGCUCCUUGCCAUGUACAGCGCUGUCCUUCCUCGGUACACUUGUUUUUGUCAGCCUGCACCCCUCGCGUUAUCCGAAGAAGCUGAUUGGCAUUUGUUGUUUUUUGUCUUAUUUGCUGUUGCAUUAUCGCGCUCACACACCGAAGCAGAGCUGCGGGAAAAUUUCUAUCGCCACACUGACUGCCGACCAUGGUGAGCAAGACAGAUGACAUCCCGGCGUCAGUGCCUGACUGUAAUCCGGUUGAUCUUGCGGAUAAAGCCGGGGAUGGAGCCCAAGACGGCGAGACACAUCAUCUGAAGGCUCCCUGCGAGCACAGUGCAAAAACAGCCAUGGUGAACGGUGAUGGCGCUCAUGACCAUGCAGAGGAGACGGAACAUAAGCAGGAUGCAAACGACGAGGCAGACGCUGGCGAGGAGUCCAACGAACAGGAAGUUAUAGUGAUCCAGGACACCGGCUUCACAGUCAAGAUCCAAGCACCUGGAACGGAGCCAUUCGACCUGCAGGUGUCUCCCCAAGAAAUGGUGCAGGAAAUCCAUCAGGUUUUGAUGGACCGGGAGGACACGUGCCACCGGACCUGCUUCUCCCUGCAGCUGGACGGAAAUGUCCUGGAUAACUUUGCUGAGCUGAAGUCCAUUGAAGGCCUGCAGGAGGGCUCCCUGCUCAAAGUGGUUGAAGAGCCUUACACGGUGCGUGAAGCUCGGAUCCACGUGCGCCACAUCAGAGACCUGCUGAAAAGCUUGGACCCCUCGGAUGCCUACAAUGGGGUGGACUGCAACUCGUUGUCUUUUCUCAGCGUCUUCACUGAUGGAGACCUUGGAGAAAGUGGAAAGCGGAAGAAGAAGGGGAACGAGCUGGAGCAGAUUGACUGCACCCCACCGGAGCAUAUUUUGCCCGGAAGCAAAGAGCGCCCCCUGUUGCCUCUACAGCCACUGAACAAGGACUGGAAGCCACUGCAAUGCCUGAAGGUCCUGACUAUGAGCGGCUGGAACCCCCCACCUGGAAACAGGAAGAUGCAUGGUGAUCUCAUGUACCUGUACAUUGUGACCGUGGAGGAGCGCCACGUCAGCGUCACUGCCUCUACACGCGGCUUCUACCUCAACCAAUCAACCACCUACACCUUUAACCCCAAACCGGCCAACCCCAGUUUUCUGAGCCAUUCUCUGGUGGAACUACUGAGCCAGAUCAGCCCUGCUUUCAAGAAGAACUUCACUGCCCUGCAAAAGAAAAGAGUCCAGAGACAUCCCUUUGAGAGGAUAGCCACACCUUUCCAGGUGUACAGCUGGACUGCUCCACAGGUGGAUCAUGCGAUGGACUGCGUUCGGGCUGAGGAUGCCUACACCUCCCGCCUUGGUUAUGAAGAGCACAUACCUGGACAGACCAGAGACUGGAAUGAAGAGCUGCAGACCACCAGAGAGCUGACCAGGAAGAACCUGCCUGAGCGCCUGCUGAGGGAAAGGGCCAUAUUCAAGGUUCACAGUGACUUUGCAGCUGCUGCCACACGGGGUGCCAUGGCUGUAAUUGAUGGUAACGUAAUGGCAAUCAACCCCGGGGAGGAGACUCGCAUGCAGAUGUUCAUCUGGAACAACAUCUUCUUCAGUCUGGGCUUUGAUGUGCGGGACCACUAUCGAGAGCUGGGGGGUGACGCAGCUGCCCACGCCGCUCCCACCAAUGACUUGAACGGAGUGCGAGCUUAUGGGGCGGUGGACGUGGAGGGCCUCUACACUUUAGGGACAGUAGUGGUGGACUACAGAGGCUACCGGGUCACGGCCCAGUCCAUCAUUCCCGGCAUCCUGGAGCGUGAGCAGGAGCAGAGCGUCAUCUACGGCUCCAUUGACUUUGGAAAGACUGUUGUGUCUCACAGCAAAUACUUGGAGCUGCUUGAAAAGACCAGCCGGCCGCUGAAGAUCCAGCGACACAGUGUUCUGAAUGAGAAGGACGAGAAGGUGGAGCUGUGUUCCUCCGUCGAAUGCAAGGGAAUCAUUGGGAAUGAUGGCAGACAUUACAUCCUGGACCUUCUUCGUACUUUCCCCCCCGACCUCAACUUCCUCCCAGUUGACGGAGAGGAGCUCUCUGCGGAGAGCAAGCGGCUCGGUUUCCCUCGUCAGCAUCGUCAUCGCUUGGCUUGUCUUCGCCAAGAACUCAUCGAGGCCUUUGUUGAGCACAGGUAUCUGCUUUUCAUGAAGAUGGCAGCGUUGCAGCUCAUGCAGCAAAAAGCAAACAGAGACUCUAACAAGACAGAUGCUCCCGCCAUCACUGAAACCUCUGACACCCCCACAGUGACCAGUGCAGACACAAACCAGACACAGACUGCUGCUGCUGCUGCAGAGCCUUUAAAUGCAACAGAAGCCUCCACAAACAGCACAAGUCAGACGGACAGCAGUGCCCCUGCUGCCUCACAAACAGGAACUGAAAAGGAGGAAAGCUCCUUGAAGUCCACAAUAAUUGGGUCUCUAGAAUCUGCAGCCACCCAGAAUGGGGAAUGCAAAAGCCCACUGGAGGGUAAGGAUCUUGAGGAAACUAUUCCAGGAUUAGCUCAAGCCAAAGAACUGGCGGAGACCUUAGUUGCCGAAGAUGGAGCAGAUCCCAAAAGCCGGGAAGUCGUCCUCAACGCCUGCAGAGCUGUUGGCUCCAUCAGCAACACGUCCUUCGAUAUCCGUUUCAACCCAGACAUCUUCUCUCCAGGAGUGCGCUUCCCAGAAGACAUUGCAGAGGACAUCCAGAAGCAGAAGCAGCUUCUCAAAGAUGCUGCUGCUUUCCUGGUUUCCUGUCAGAUCCCUUCACUGAUUAAAGACUAUUUGGACCACAGCGCCCUGCCCAUGGACGGAGCCACACUAACGGAGGCUUUGCACCAGAGAGGGAUUAAUGUUCGGUAUUUGGGGACAGUUCUGGAGUUUGUCGACAAGACUCCAGCUAAAACUCAGCUAGAGCACUUUUAUAGAAUAGGGAUCAUGGAGCUGAUCACCAGAUGUGCAAAACACAUCUUCAAAACAUACCUUCAGGGAGUGGAGCUUUCGGCUCUGUCUGCAGCUGUAAGUCAUUUCCUGAACUGCUUUCUGAGCUCCUUCACUGACGCAGUCGCACAUCUACCUCCCGACGAGCUUGUGUCACGGCGCAAAAACCGCAAGCGCCGCAACAGGGUCCCAGGGGGAGGAGACAACACGGCGUGGGCCAGCCUGACCCCCAGCGAGUUGUGGAAGAACAUUGCUUCUGAGGCCCAGAGCUACUUCUACUUUAGCAUACACUGUGAAAGUGUCGACCAGGUUGUGGAGAAAUAUGGCCUUCAGAAAACCACUCUGCUCAGAGAGAUUUCAAUCAAAACUGGCAUCCAGAUUCUGUUAAAAGAGUACAACUUUGACAGUCGCCACAAGCCCACCUUCACCGAGGAGGACAUCCUGAAUAUUUUUCCUGUUGUGAAACACGUCAACCCCAAAGCCUCUGAUGCCUUCCACUUCUUCCAGAGUGGACAGGCCAAAGUGCAGCAAGGUUUUCUGAAAGAGGGCUGUGAACUUAUCAACGAAGCCCUUAAUCUCUUCAAUAAUGUGUAUGGAGCCAUGCACGUGGAGAUUUGUGCCUGUCUGCGCCUGCUGGCUCGCCUUAAUUACAUUAUGGGGGACCACCCUGAGGCUCUCAGUAAUCAGCAAAAGGCAGUUCUGAUGAGUGAGCGAGUUCUCGGCAUCGAGCACCCCAACACAAUUCAAGAAUAUAUGCACCUGGCUCUGUACUGCUUUGCUAACGGCCAGCUCUCCACCGCCCUGAAGCUGCUUUACCGCGCUCGUUACCUCAUGCUCCUGGUCUGUGGCGAGGAUCACCCAGAGAUGGCACUAAUAGAUAGUAAUAUUGGGCUGGUGCUGCACGGAGUGAUGGAGUACGAUUUAUCUUUGAGAUUCCUCGAGAACGCCUUGACCAUCAACUCCAAGUAUCAUGGAGUCCGGUCCCUUAAAGUGGCUCUCAGCCAUCAUUUAGUUGCGAGGGUCUACGAGAGCAAGGCCGAGUUUCGCUCUGCUCUUCAGCAUGAGAAGGAGGGUUACACUAUUUACAAGAACCAGAUGGGGGAGGCUCAUGAGAAAACCAAGGAGAGCUCAGAUUAUCUGAAGUAUCUCACCCAGCAGGCUGUAGCCCUUCAGAGAACCAUGAAUGAAAUCUACAAGAAUGGGUCCAACGCCAGCAUAAUGCCCCUCAAGUUCACUGCCCCCAGCAUGGCCAGCGUCCUGGAGCAGCUCAACAUCAUCAACGGCAUCAUCUUUAUACCACUGAGCCAAAAGGAUCUGGAAAACCUGAAGGCUGAGGUGCAGAGGAGGCAUCAGCUGCAGGAGCUGGGAAAGACUGAGGAUUCCACUGAGGAGAACCCAAUGGAAAUAGAAGAUAAAAUCCCUAUUGAUUAAAUAUUUCAAAAACCUUCAGUAAAGUACUGCAGGCUAUAGAAAACUGUAUGAGCUGUAGGAUAAAGUACAGAAGUUUCCUACAAGAUAUAAUCGGGAGGAAGAAGAUGAGGCAAACCGCAUAAAAUCAGUCUGAUGUGCAAUUUCAAAGACAACGUGGUGACGACGUCACUGACUGUGUUGGCUGCUGAGAAAUCUGAUUGUUUUGAAGAAGUUUCAGUAGAGUCAAGGAGACCAAGAAUGACCAUGACCUUGUAUACCAGCGCCUUAUCCACUAUAUUUUCAUCCCCAGACCAUCUUUUUCGCAACUCAAGCUCCCCACAACCCUGCAAUCAAUUGCCUACAGAGCCUCAAAGAUCUAUUGUUAUGUAGCUCCCCUGUUAUCUCCCCCAAAAAGGUGCUUUGUGUGAAUGAAGCAUCCACCCUGUCCUACAACUCAGGGGUUCUUUCUACUGUGCACUAAGACAAGAGAGGAGUCAUUCAAUUUCAGAUUUUUGUUUUUAAGUGGGGCUGUAGAAUGUAACUUUCCUUCAUUGUGGCUUUUUUGUUGCCACUUUGCAGCAGCCACUCAUCCUUUAGACACACCUGAUGGUAAAUGAAUCUGAACCUUAUUACACAGAAUGUUCCCAGAGGAACACCUUCCCAUUGCAGUGUUUCUGAGUUUAAGUUCCUCGGAACAGACAAAUGACGUGAAGCUCUUUCUCCCCUUUCAUUUCAUUCAUUUUCUUUCUUUUCGAUUUUUUUUGUCAAUUUUUUAAGUAAAUGGAUUUUGUUUUUUGAGAAUCAAGAAGGCAAUGAUGCUUGUUGAUUAGCAGUUAAUUUAAGCCAUGCUUGUUUUAUAGAAACUGUAUAGAGGUGUAAAAGAUGUGUAAAUCUCUGUUGGAUUUAGACAGGUACUUAAUGGAGAAGGCAGGUUUGAAAUACGUCCACUUUAAAUCUUAGUUCUCUAUAUAAAAAGCUGUGCGCAAUCUUCUAUUUUUACACACUAAAGGAAAUUGUGUGCUUGUGUAUGUGUGUCUACGUGUAGUCCAACAGGAGACCGUUGCUGCUUUCUGCUACUGCGUAGUUAGAAUAGAGGCUGCAAACAUUUGCUUUCCAAAUGUUUUAUACUUCUACACAAAGUGAAGCGGUUAAAUGGCUGUUUCCCCAUCGAUCCCACAACCUUCAUGGCCACCAAUGGUGUAAACGUGCUGACAUGGGAAGAAGGCACUCCGGUAAACCUUUUCUCACCAUCACAGGUGCUCAACGUUGGCAGUAGUGACGCUUUCACUGGAGCUAUAGGUGGUUUGUUUUCCAUUAAUUCAUCGAGUCUUCUUUUUUUUUUUUUUCAUGUAUCAGACAAUAUCUAACCAAGAGAGGAGUUUCAGUGCACUUUCUCUUGCUGUGUAUUCACAGCAUUAUCGGACAUGGACAGAAACAAGGCUGCCUCAUGUUGCUGCACCAAAAAAAGAAAAAAGCCUGCUUAAGGUUUGUUUGUAUACAUUCAAUGCUGUAUGUAGAUGUAUGUGAUUAAAGCAAUAGAGAGGUGGCAAUGGAGACGAUUUUGAUGGUUUUUACUCGACUAAAGAAAUGCAAGAUGGUGACUUGAUGUACCGGCGGAAUCGUGUGAAAAUAAAGAAGACAAAUGCAGAGCCAACCCCCCAUGACUGGAAGAUGGGUUUUUUACUUUUUUGUUUUUUUAAACAGGAAAUACCUUGCAGCAGAGCAGCAUUUAUGUUUGUCAUAUCUGAACGGAUAGUGGGUGCUUAUGGGUAAUACUUAACAAUAUACACAUCUUUUGUUUGCUUCCAGAUUUCCUCAUCUGGGUCUCUUGUGGCACAUUUUGAGAUUUUUGUUUUAACCUCAUUUUAACUUGAUUUUCUGCCUACCGGGUCUGCUCGCUGUUAUCAACAUCCUCCACUAGGUGGCAGAGCAACCCUUUUCCUACCAGUCACACAGACUAAACAAAAAACUAUUGCAGUAGAGAUGGGCAUAUGCUUUAGUGCUUCUUACUUAAUAUAUCAAUAGUUUUGGGAUCAGUUGCAAUCUCCUUAUCAAUAAAUUUAAAGGUUUGGUGUUUGUUUUAAGUAAAUUUGCAAAGAAUUAUUGAUGCACCAACUGGAGAUGUUUUUUCUAUGUUUUAACGAUUUCUCCUAAAAGUGCAGCCUUGAAUACAAUAACAAAUGAAAAAGUGAAGUGUAAACUCUACUGCACAUCAAUUUUAAAAGAUAUGACUGUUUAUUGAUGUGCUAUGCAGUCAGUGGCGACUGUUUCACUUACUGUUUGAGAUCCUGUGGAAAAAACAAGGUUUAAACAUGUUUUUUUUGUAAUUGAAGAACAAAUCUGUGUGGAAUAUUAUAGCUAUUUAUCCCCAAUAUGAACUUCAGUGAUUCCCACCAUAUUCAUUUGUUGUGUCUGCAACGCUAUAAAUUAUGUCUGAAUGUUUUAUAUGGAUGAAAAAUCUGCUCAAAGGCUCCUUGUAUGCAUUGUGGGCAAAUCUGCUUCAUCUGAUAGUGUGUGGUAUUUGUUGCUUUCUAUUCUACUUUCUUUGUCUGAGUAUGGGUUUGUAUUAAAAUAAAACUUGUAAAAUA
This is a messenger RNA of Oryzias latipes (Japanese medaka), 7085 nucleotides long. RefSeq names its product CLUH binding protein of NUMT mRNA a (gene cluha). Gene Ontology annotation, molecular function: mRNA binding; protein binding. Gene Ontology annotation, biological process: organelle organization; intracellular distribution of mitochondria. Gene Ontology annotation, cellular component: cytoplasm. Lineage: Eukaryota; Metazoa; Chordata; Actinopteri; Beloniformes; Adrianichthyidae. The record is from RefSeq and is a predicted model, not a curated record.